Paraglomus brasilianum is the source of this 535-nucleotide messenger RNA. Lineage: Eukaryota; Fungi; Glomeromycota; Glomeromycetes; Paraglomerales; Paraglomeraceae. The record is from the annotation of a GenBank genome assembly.
ACCACCAAAUGAUGCAAGAACCUAUGCCCAAGCUACUUCCCAACAAUUGAAUCAUAAAACUAAUCUUCUUUCCCAACAUUCUUCUUCCACUCCUUUGUUGCAACCUAAUUCUCAGUCUACACCAUCUAUGCCUCCUACCACUACUACACAAUCUACAUCUUCUAACCUAGUCUUUGUUGAUGAAACACUCACUGCCAUGGAAUCUGUCAUGUCUACAUCUUCAGAAAACUCUGAUAAUGCCAAUUAUUUUGAUUCUGAGAUGACUCUGGAUAGUAAUAAUGAAAAUACUUAUGAAAAUACUAACAACCUAAAUGUGAAUGAAACUUCUGAUGUUCAAACCAGCAAUGAUACUAAACAUAAUGAUGACAACUCUGAUACUAACAUGCAAACAGAUACCUCUCAUUUAUCUCCAAAACUCUCUUCCUCUGCAUCUCUUAACUAUGCUCCCCUGUCCUCACAGAAUUCAGAUCCAAACGACACCAAUCCUUAUCACACAGUUACAAGAUCCUCCAUUAAAAAACAACGAACAAACUAA